AAUAAUUUCGUUAUCGUUAUCGAGUUAAAACUUUGUGUAUUUUUAUCAGUUACUGAAAAAAAAACAUUCGGAUUUAAGCGUUUUUUGUAUAUCAAAUAUAUAUUUGAAAUUAUGGAUGCACUCAACGACGAUUGCCAUUUGCUAAUAAUAAGGCAUUUAAAUAUAAUAGACCAAUUUUCGCUAUUCGAAGCAACAAAAGAAGAACCGACAUGUCGUUUGAGCUCAAAUGUACGCUACACUUGGCAACAUCAGCAGAGUUUUACCUUGGAUUUUUCCCACUUUCUCUCCUUUGAAGAAAAACCAGGACUGUUGGAUGAUUUCCUGUCCAUCAUAAGUCCAACGGUGAAAGAAUUGGACUUACAUUUUGUCACUUUAGAUUACCUGAAACGCUGGAGGCCCUACAAAUUUCCGCAAGUGUUAUCACUGAAGUACACACUGAAUGACGACGAUGCGGAAUCCAAUGGGAACCUAGUCAUAUUAUUAAUUGCAGAACUCUUUCCAAGACUGACGAAUUUAAAGGCUUACGGUGUAUUUGAUUGUAUUCACUUGGAUAGUUUGAUGUAUUUGCGCAAACUGGACAUGAGCGAAUGCUGGUCCCUUACCCAUAGAUAUGAAUGUGAACAAAUGGGCGAAUUGAAAAUGUUGGAAGAGCUGAUAAUUCCAAAUCAGGGCUUUGAAAUGGGUCUGUGUGAGAGUAUCAUGCGCUUGCCCAAGCUUCAAACACUUACCUAUAAUAUGAAUUGUGAUCAAAUUGGAUUUGUAAGUGGAAUGCGGGCUAAGGAUAUUGAAAGAAUUACUUUCAACGACAGCAUUUGGGAGUUUAGACUACCCGCCUUACAAAGUUUGAUAAAUUUGCGUCAGUUAAGUUUAUUGGAAGAUGACGGAUUUACGAGCAACCAGUUACAAGAAUUGAUUGCAGCUUUACCACGACUGGAACGACUUGAUCUUAUUAAUUUUCAGCUUUGGAGGUUUGAGAUUGACCUUUGGGAAACUGUCGCCUGUUGUCCAUCUCUGAAGAUCUUGAACAUAUCGAGCAUGCAACUAUAUGCUGAUUUUUUUUAUAUUAACAGGCGUCCCAUGGAAAAGGUUUUGGAUAUGCGAUCAACCCCCUUGACCUUACAUUGCCAUGACACUGGCGAAAAUGAGCAUCUGAUUCGCUUAUAUUUUAAGCAUCCCAAAUUAAAGGUUUUGUUUGAGCCAUUAAAUAUCCACUACAUCGAUUGUAAUUCUGUUGAGAUACAUUUUUUGCCUUUCGUAAUGUCAACUAAUGAAGAGAAGGCUAUUUAAUGCAUAUUUAAAGUAUUAAUAUUAUAAAAAGUUUGUGAUAAUAUAUUUCUUAAAAUCAA
Drosophila innubila is the source of this 1346-nucleotide messenger RNA. RefSeq lists its product as uncharacterized. NCBI's taxonomy places the organism in Eukaryota, Metazoa, Arthropoda, Insecta, Diptera, Drosophilidae. The record is from RefSeq and is a predicted model, not a curated record. The coding region runs from base 112 to 1287 and encodes 391 amino acids. The transcript has 2 exons.